Penicillium pulvis is the source of this 894-nucleotide messenger RNA. RefSeq names its product phytanoyl-CoA dioxygenase family protein. The record is from RefSeq and is a predicted model, not a curated record. Bases 1 to 894 code for a protein of 297 amino acids. The transcript is spliced from 2 exons. NCBI's taxonomy places the organism in Eukaryota, Fungi, Ascomycota, Eurotiomycetes, Eurotiales, Aspergillaceae.
AUGGGCUCCAUCACUCCUCCUCGUGCUGUCGAAGCACUCCCAGCCACUUCAGCAUCAGAGAAGAUCCUCGAGAUUCUCUACCGCGAUGGCGCUGUCGUUAUCAAGAACCUCCUCUCCCUUGACUCCGUCGCUGAGAUCACCGGCGAAAUCAAGCCUUAUAUGGAUGCCGACUACAACAGUGGACUGGAGGUCUUUGCCAAGCAAACCAAGACUGUCUGCGGACUGGCAGGAAAGUCGCCUGCCGCGGUCAAGUCCAUCUUGCAGAACCCUAAUGUCAAAACCAUUGUCAAUGAUGUCCUUAGUGUCACCACUGAGAGUUGGUGGGGUGACGCUCGCAACAAGUGUGUCUCCCCUCCGCUGUUGAGUUCUUUCUUUACCGUUCGUGUGGGACCUGGUAGUGCUCGCCAGGGUCUUCACCGAGACGAUCAGGAUCACCACGCUACGCACACCCACGGUGAUCCUAAGGAAACCACUAAGCUGGGAUGCUUUGUCGCAACCUCCAAAGUCACCAAAGAGAACGGAGCCACCGAGAUCGUCCUCGGCUCCCAUGUCUGGGACGAUGUGCGCAAACCUUCGGUGGAUGAAGUCAGUUAUGGCGAGAUGGACACUGGUGAUGCCUUGUUGAUGCUGGGUAACUGCUACCACGGAGCCGGCGCCAAUGUCACCAGCGACUCGUUCCGAAGCGUUGUCGUUACAUUGUUCUGCAAGGGAGUUUACCGGUCGGAAGAGAACCAGUUCCUCGCUGUCACGCAGGAGCAAGCGAAGAAUUUGGAUCCCGAGGUUCAGGAUCUCCUCGGAUGGAAGGCCAGUGCACCGUUCUGCGGAUGGUACGAUUUGGGCCACCCCUACCGCCUCAUUCGUGAGGUCGAUAACGUGGGCUCAGAUCUGUUUUAG